GUACUUUUGAGCAACUAUACUCUCAUUCUAUUCGCACAAAAUGGCAGCCGCGACUACCCGCCUCCCUGAAAAGAGAUGGCCAUGAAAGCGAAAAAAAACCAACACACCCUACUCAAAGACAUGCCAUCGAACCCACCCCUCACCCUCUUCCCUGCACCCUCCUCCCACGCGCACAUGACCAUCACCGACUACAACUGUUUCCAAGGUGAGAAUUCUAUCGCACCGCCCAAAGACCUCCUCUCCACGCUCCCAGCCGGAUAUUCCGUCCCGUCAUCCUAAAAUACCACCCGUUCAACGUUUGGAACACGGUAUCUCGGACGCUAAAAGACCACGAAGCCGACCUAACCUGGGACGGGGAACUUGAAGUCUUUGUACACAUGUCUCCUACAAGCUUUAUAAUCAGAUUACUCCCCCUUCAACCAUCAACACGUACUUUCCUGGUCCACACUCUCCGACCUCGAACAC
Molecule: messenger RNA, 465 nt
Organism: Lindgomyces ingoldianus
Lineage: Eukaryota; Fungi; Ascomycota; Dothideomycetes; Pleosporales; Lindgomycetaceae
Exons: 1
Coding region: 76-279 (67 amino acids)
Source: RefSeq, a predicted model, not a curated record